Molecule: messenger RNA, 2139 nt
Organism: [Candida] anglica
Lineage: Eukaryota; Fungi; Ascomycota; Pichiomycetes; Serinales; Debaryomycetaceae
Source: the annotation of a GenBank genome assembly
CAACCCCCGCCACUCCACAACCAAGAAUCUCCGUAGUUCACUUCACGAGGACCACGAAAAGACACGAGGGUUUCUGGAUAUAGCUUGCACUUGCCACUGCCGAGCACCACACGCACACACACACACACGAGAUUGUACCAAAACUUGGCCAAUAGCCCGAUAAUAUCAAUCGCUUUGUGAACAGAUUGCACACACAACACUGAUCUAAUUUACGACUUUAGGGAAUUCCAUUAUAAGCGUAGAUACAACCUAGACAGGAAGUAAAAACAAUAAGCGAAGAAUACUUGUGUUGAACCAAAGAACACAGUAUCCAAACCAGCCGGGGCCACACGUGACAUCAAGUACAAAGAACUAUAGAAAGUAAGCAUAUUGAACCCUGAAGUCAUUUCGGUCAAUUUUUUUUUUUUGAAUUAUAAUCUUAUUCUUAUUAUUAUUAUUACCGUUUAAAUAUGGGACAAAUUCUUUCCCAACCAGUCACUGAGAAACACUCAGAAGAAGGUGGCGAUAGCCGUUUGGCGUAUGGUCUUUCAUGUAUGCAAGGGUGGAGAAUUAACAUGGAGGAUGCUCAUGCCACAAUUUUACUGUUGGCUGAAGAUGCUAAACAUUCAGAAGAUGAUGAUGAAGAAUCAAGAGAUUUAUCCAGUUCUGAAAGCAAUGGGUCUGUUGAUAAGACUGCCUUUUUCGGUGUUUAUGAUGGUCAUGGAGGUGAAAAGGCUGCUAUUUUCACCGGGAAGAGACUUCAUGGAAUUAUUCGUUCCACUGAUGCUUACAAGAAGAAGGAUUAUGUUCAAGCUUUGAAAGAUGGGUUUUUAAGCUGUGAUCAAGCCAUCUUACGUGACUACGAUAUGCGUGACGAUGACAGUGGAUGUGCUGCUACAUCUACCAUCAUAACCGAAAAAACCAUUUAUUGUGGUAAUGCUGGGGACUCAAGAACUAUCAUGUCGAUCAAUGGGUUAGCCAAGGCGUUAUCAUACGACCACAAGCCUUCCAAUGAAGGUGAAAAGGCUCGGAUCUGUUCCGCAGGCGGCUACGUCGACAUGGGCCGUGUGAACGGUAAUUUGGCAUUAUCUAGAGGUAUUGGUGAUUUUGAAUUUAAAAAGAAUGCUGAUUUACCAGCGGAAGAACAAAUUGUUACCUGUUACCCUGAUGUAUUACAACAUACUUUGGAUUAUUCCAAGGAUGAAUUUGUUGUUUUGGCAUGUGAUGGGAUUUGGGAUUGUUUAACUUCUCAACAAUGUGUUGAAUGUGUUAGACGUGGUAUCAAGGAAAGAACCUCAUUGACCAAGAUUUGUGAAGAGAUUAUGGAAUUAUGUUGUGCUCCAACCAGUGAUGGAUCUGGAAUUGGAUGUGAUAACAUGUCUAUUGUCAUUGUUGCAUUAUUGGAUGAAUCCAAGGGAGAAACCUUGGAACAAUGGUAUGAUAAGAUCAUUGCUAGAAUUGAAUUAGCUGAACUGGAUCCUAAUUUGAAGGGUUAUGGACAUGUUUCACCUCCAUAUGAUAACAUAUACAAAGACUUGUAUGGUGAACAUUAUUCCAUUGGACAACAAUCCGAUGAUGUUCCAUUUACUUCAAGAUCUAAUUUGUAUGGAGCCAGUGGAGCUAGUGCCUCAUCUAGAUUGAGAAAUGGUACUGUUGAAGAACAAGAUGAAGAUGAAGAAUCUAAAGAAGAAGAUGAAGAUGAUGCACAGAAACAACUUGGCAAUUUAGCCAAUGAUGGGGCCAUUUCCUUACAGAAAUUACUUGCCAGCAAUGCUAUAACGAAUGAAAAUGGUGUGAUCUAUUUGGAUACUUCCUCAGCCCAAUCGUUAUUGGCACACUUUGGAAUGUCUGGUGAAGGCGCAGAAGAAGAAGAUGGGUUUGAUGGAAACAGACAUAUCGAAGAAGAGGAAGAAGUAGAAGAAGAAGACGAACAAGAAGGAGGAGAAGAGAAGAAAUAGAGUGUGCAUUUUUUAUAAUAACUUACUCGAGAAAGAGAGAGAGAAAUGAAUUAGAGUGUUAUAUUUCACCCCCUUUACUCAUUUUUUUUUUUUAAUUGUCUGAUUUUCCCUACCCUUUGCUUGAGAAAGGCACGUUUCCACACGUCCCACUAUAUGAUUUUUUAUGACUAUUGCCCAUUACGUUUGAUUAUUUUGCUGUUGC